AUGGCCUUCGAUGGUCGGCGAUACGAAGUUGUAGAGGACGGCGAGGAAGUUGGGUCGGGACGCCACGGCCACCUGACUCGAGACGAAUACAUUGAAAAAAUUGUUUUGGUGAUUCAGAAAGGUCGAGGUAGAGAACUACCUGGUAUGUUCAACCCAAUGAUUGUUACGGAACUAUUCAAGGAACUCUCAUCGCCGUGGGGAAAGAUUGCCGAGGACCACGUCCUGGAAGUGUGGAAAGCGAUUCGGCUGUCGUUGAACCACCUCGUCACUCACGUCGCCGACUCCACUACGGUCAAGUCGAUCUUGGCCGGCGUCUUUGAGCCGCAUCUGGAUUCCUUGCUGAAGGUCCUGCGCGAAAGGCUCUCUGGGCUGCUGAAGCCACACCGAACCGGCCACCCCAUCACCUACAACCAGUACUUUACGGAAACUCUACAAAGCAUCCGCAAGGAGCGUGAAAAGUGCAGACUGGUCGCAUUGAUACAGGAGGAAUUUGGGGCGGUUUCUUUGGGAUCCAAAACCUCGAUCAGCAGAACGAUGGACUUUGGGCAGUUUCUUGAGCGACUGCUUGAUCCGCGGGAGGCAGAUAUGGAUCAUUUUGCCGCUUCUGACGCACUUGACUGCCUGGAUGCCUACUACAAGGUUGCUAUGAAGCGAUUUAUAGACGACGUCGCGGUCGAGGUCAUCGAGGCUUGUCUGUUGGGCAACCUAAGCGAAAUCAUGGAUCCGACGUCCAUUUUCACGAUGAAGGACGCUGUCAUCACCCAAAUUGCUGCAGAGACGGAAGAGAGUCGUGCGGCACGUGCGGAGCUCGAGACGAAGCUGAAAGUCCUCAGCAACGGAAGUGAAAUUUGCAAGACAUUUGCAGCACUCUAUGUCAAUGCCCUGGACAACGAAAACGAGAGCAGCGACAACACGACCGAUCGACUCAGUGAUACUGGAAGCGAACAGUCUGCCACUGGUUCUGUAGCAACAGCGGGGAGCGAUGUUGACCUAGCCGAUAGCUCUGCUCCUGAGGCUGUACUGGCUGAUGAUCUGAUCUAUGAGGCGGAGCAGGUAGUUGAGCAGCCACAUACCAAGUCGACUCCUGAAUCGGUGGAGGAUGUGUGGGGUGGCGUUUCAUCCAAGAGCAAGAAGGCUAAGAAAAAUCGGAAGAAAAGGGCAGUGUUUGAUGAACCAAAGCUCGUUUAG
Cordyceps fumosorosea ARSEF 2679 is the source of this 1188-nucleotide messenger RNA. RefSeq names its product GTPase effector domain, GED. The transcript is spliced from 3 exons. The record is from RefSeq and is a predicted model, not a curated record. Bases 1 to 1188 code for a protein of 395 amino acids. NCBI's taxonomy places the organism in Eukaryota, Fungi, Ascomycota, Sordariomycetes, Hypocreales, Cordycipitaceae.